Ilex paraguariensis (yerba mate) is the source of this 797-nucleotide messenger RNA. NCBI's taxonomy places the organism in Eukaryota, Viridiplantae, Streptophyta, Magnoliopsida, Aquifoliales, Aquifoliaceae. The record is from the annotation of a GenBank genome assembly.
GAUGCUUAUCUCCCACAGCGGCUUUUGGACAAGUUGAUGUACGUUUACAAUUAUGUGGAGAUGGCUCGAGUCACUGGUGUGCCUAUCUCAUUUCUUCUUUCCAGAGGGCAGAGCAUCAAGGUACUUUCUCAACUUCUUAGGAAGGCAAAACAGAAGAAUCUUGUCAUUCCAAAUGUCAAACACGCAGGAUCUGAACAAGGGACUUAUGAAGGUGCAACUGUUUUGGAGGCCAGGGCAGGAUUCUACGAGAAGCCAAUUGCAACAUUAGAUUUUGCGUCUUUAUACCCUUCAAUAAUGAUGGCAUAUAAUUUAUGUUACUGUACUUUGGUAACUCCUGAAGAUGUCCGCAAACUCAACCUCCCACCAGAAUGUGUCAACAAAACUCCAUCUGGUGAAACUUUUGUCAAAUCAACUUUACAAAAGGGAAUACUUCCAGAAAUUCUUGAAGAAUUGUUGGCAGCUCGUAAGAGAGCUAAAGCAGAUUUGAAGGAAGCAACGGAUCCCCUUGAGAAGGCUGUGUUAGAUGGUCGCCAACUGGCUUUAAAGAUAAGUGCGAAUUCUGUAUAUGGGUUUACAGGAGCUACUGUCGGCCAAUUACCUUGUAUAGAGAUAUCUUCAAGUGUCACAAGCUAUGGUCGGCAGAUGAUUGAACAUACAAAAAAACUUGUGGAAGAUAAAUUCACAAUGCUUGGGGGCUUCGAACACAAUGCUGAGGUACAUUAUCUUCAAUGCUCCCAUGUGGUGUUGCAGGUGCUUGUCAGUGGAGAGUGACAUUGCCGAAGUGAUCUGUGAUUGAC